This is a messenger RNA of Brassica napus (rape), 2778 nucleotides long. Its product is annotated as probable inorganic phosphate transporter 1-7. Gene Ontology annotation, cellular component: membrane. Lineage: Eukaryota; Viridiplantae; Streptophyta; Magnoliopsida; Brassicales; Brassicaceae. Gene Ontology annotation, biological process: phosphate ion transport; transmembrane transport. The record is from RefSeq and is a predicted model, not a curated record. Gene Ontology annotation, molecular function: phosphate transmembrane transporter activity. Bases 878 to 2473 code for a protein of 531 amino acids. The transcript has 2 exons.
CAAGAUGCAGAUCUUAACGUAGUGUGGUUGUAUUUGGUCAGUUGUCACUCAAAUCUUUAGUUUUACAUUUCCAAUAAGAUCAUACGAAAUGUAUGUGGAAAUAUCAACAUAGAAAUUGCAGAAAACCGAGUUUCUUUGUAGUAAACAUCGAGAGAAAGGAACUAGUAUUUAUUCUCUCCUACUUUUUUUUAAAAAACAAUGUUGACUGAAGCAAAGAAGACUAAUAAAUCUGAAUUUCGAUGAAAAAAAAACUAACAAAUUUCAAUAUUUUUUACUAUUCACAGCCACAAUAAUAGUAUCUGUGAACAUUUAAGUUUUUCUUCUCUUACAAAUUCUUCAUUAAUUUGGGAUCAAUUACCAUAAGGAAAAUAACAUCUCAUAUAUCCGAACAUUUGUUGCCCCUUACGAAUAUUCUAAAAUAUUGCCUAAAAAGAGUUUUAAACCAUGGGUUUGAAAAUUUCGAACCGAUAGUAAAAAUAAAUCACACACCAAACAUUUUAUUUUAAAUGAAAGCAGAACCAACUAUUGUUUGCUAAAAGAAGUAAAAAAAAAAGGUGGGAGGAGAAAAUAGUUAGGGAAAAGAAGAAGUCAAAGAGAAAGCAACGACGUCGUAGUCCUUGUCAGAAGAAUAUACCCACAUGUUUGAAAAGAAUUUGUCAACGCAAAAACAGAAAAUGAUUUACGUAUAAGUAGCCGUUCCCGACGCUGCCUCUGAUUUCAUUUCUCACAAACCAUUAAUCUUCCUCUCUGUCUCAACAAGUUUCUUCAAUAAGACAACAAUUACUCUUCUCUUGGGUUUUUCUCUAAGACCAUCCUACAAGUGUAUUUGUCAACGAGAAAGUCAGCAAAAGAAAGUUUUGAGAAUAAAAAGAGAGCAAUGGCAGGAGAUCAACUACACGUGCUAAACGCACUCGACGUCGCCAAAACGCAAUGGUACCAUUUCACCGCGAUUAUCAUCGCCGGAAUGGGAUUCUUCACCGACGCAUACGACCUUUUCUGCAUCUCCCUCGUCACUAAGCUUCUUGGCCGCAUUUACUACCACGUGGACGGCGCAGAGAAGCCAGGAAACCUACCUCCAAACGUCUCAGCCGCGGUUAACGGCGUUGCGUUUGUUGGCACACUCACGGGCCAGCUCUUCUUCGGCUGGCUCGGUGACAAACUCGGGAGGAAAAAAGUUUACGGCAUGACUCUCGCGGUCAUGGUCGUAUGCUCUGUCGCUUCAGGUCUCUCCUUUGGGAGCACACCAAAAGGAGUGAUGAGCUCUCUCUGUUUCUUCCGGUUCUGGUUAGGUUUUGGCAUCGGCGGGGACUAUCCGUUGUCCGCGACCAUUAUGUCUGAGUACGCUAAUAAAAAGACACGUGGCGCGUUUAUAGCCGCGGUUUUCGCCAUGCAAGGGUUCGGAAUCUUGACCGGGGGGAUCUUUGCGAUCAUCGUGUCUGCGGUUUUCGACGCUGAGUUUCCUGCUCCGGCUUAUAAAGUGGAUGCCUUGGCGUCCACGGUACCUCAGGCUGAUUACGUGUGGCGGAUUAUACUCAUGGUCGGUGCUGUGCCUGCUGGGAUGACGUACUACUCAAGGUCCAAGAUGCCGGAGACCGCGCGGUAUACUGCACUCGUGGCCAAGGACGCGGAGCUAGCGGCUUCGAACAUGUCUAAGGUUUUGCAAGUGGAGAUAGAAGCAGAGCAUGAUAGAGUGGAAGAGAUUGCUAGAGAUAGGUCCAAAGCAUUUGGCUUGUUCUCCAAGGAAUUCAUGAGACGUCAUGGUCUUCACUUGCUUGGAACCUCAAGCACAUGGUUCUUGCUCGACAUCGCCUUCUAUAGUCAGAAUCUUUUCCAGAAAGAUAUCUUCAGCGCCAUUGGAUGGAUCCCUCCAGCUCAGACAAUGAACGCAAUCCGAGAGGUUUUCAUGAUCGCGCGUGCACAAACCCUAAUCGCCUUGUGCAGCACGGUACCUGGUUACUGGUUCACAGUUGCAUUUAUCGACAUCAUGGGUAGAUUUGCGAUACAAAUGAUGGGUUUCUUCUUCAUGACUGUCUUUAUGUUCGCUCUGGCGAUUCCUUACGACCAUUGGACUCACAAGGAGAACAGAAUCGGGUUCGUGGUUAUGUACUCCUUAACGUUCUUCUUCGCAAACUUUGGACCUAAUGCCACUACUUUCGUGGUGCCUGCUGAGAUCUUCCCGGCUAGGUUUAGAUCAACUUGCCAUGGAAUCUCCGCGGCUUCUGGAAAGUUGGGAGCAAUGGUCGGUGCGUUUGGAUUCUUGUACUUGGCACAAAGUCCUGACAAGAACAAGACAGAACAUGGAUAUCCUCCAGGGAUUGGUGUAAAGAACUCGCUCAUUGUUUUGGGUGUGGUUAAUCUUUUGGGGAUGGUGUUUACAUUGUUGGUUCCUGAAUCUAAAGGCAGGUCUUUGGAGGAAAUGUGUGGUGAGAACGAGGACAAUGAUGAAGGCAGCAGUUUCAGAAACAACCACUAAAACCGCACGGUAUCAAUUGGCAUAGAGGUUCUUAAAGAUUUGUAUUACUUAUUUUACUUGUAUUUUUGUUCACUAUAUAUCUUCAAAUUUCUUGACACUAGCAGCUCAAGUGAUUCUUUAUAUCCACUUUCUAUUGAUUGAUUUAAAAUGGUAUAGGAUCUGAUUCUUUUACACAUCUGUUUCAGUUUUUUUUGGAAUUUUUUUAAGAACUUUUUUCUUUCUGUAAUCCAUUGUAACAAAUGAAAUAAAGGGAAUAGAAAGCUAUUAUGAUGGAACUGUGUUUUUCAGUUUUCUUUGUCACCACU